Messenger RNA from Rhizopus microsporus ATCC 52813, 1757 nucleotides. RefSeq names its product Pkinase-domain-containing protein. Bases 138 to 1583 code for a protein of 481 amino acids. The transcript is spliced from 11 exons. Gene Ontology annotation, biological process: protein phosphorylation. The record is from RefSeq and is a predicted model, not a curated record. NCBI's taxonomy places the organism in Eukaryota, Fungi, Mucoromycota, Mucoromycetes, Mucorales, Rhizopodaceae. Gene Ontology annotation, molecular function: protein kinase activity; ATP binding.
UUCGUUCAUUCAGAUGGAUAAUAUAACACGAUUCUUACAAGGAGUUCGUCAGGUACACAAAUACACAAAAACAAACACAUAAAAACAGGAACUAGUGAAAAGAAUAACGAGGAGUAACAGAUGUUCAAUAGCUUGGCAUGAAGGACUCUCAGUUGUUUGAGACAACAGAUCUAUUCAGCGCUAAAGAUAUGUCAUCUGUUGUACAUACCAUAUUAUCCUUGGCAGAGUUAUCUUUAAAAUGGAAUUCAGAUGAUGGAGACCCAUCUUUGAUGCUGACAAUAGAGAAUGAUAAGGAUGGAGACUCAAAAGAAGGGCCGGAUCAUCAUGACGUACGAGGAAUAUUUAAAGAGGCAAAGGGUACCAGAAAGAAGUCAUUGACAGUAAACGUUCAUUCAGACGAAAAUAACAAGGAUGAAAAAACCCAAUCCCCUUCGCCUACUACCUCAAAUUGCGCACGUCCGCCGAAAUCACCCUUGAGGAAUGCUAAGUCAGCUAAUUCAGUAGGGUCGUUAAAGGUAGCUAGCAGCAGUAGUCGAUUCAAAGAUCAAAAGAGACGCCCAUCUGUACCUACGCUUUCUAGUUCUCCGUUUAUAAAAGACGAUGAAAGCAAGAGAGACUUUUUUACCAAGCCGUCAGAUCUGCAAAAGAAAAGACAGGAGAGUGUAAAAAGCGCCAUUUUCACAGAACCGACUCCGUCGAUUGAUUCAAGGCGUGAAUCGACCAUGGCAGAGGCAGAAGGAAAGCUUAUUCUUACAAAUGAUCAAGAUGAGACAAUAACACAAUAUCAACUGGGUAAUUGUAUAGGAAAGGGGCAGUUUGGAGCUGUUUACAGAGCGCUUGAUUUAGCAACAGGCGAGGUUGUAGCAGUAAAAAGAGUCAAAUUAGAAGAAGAAGAGCUUUAUCAAGAGAUUAUGAAAGAGGUGAAUAUCUUAAAGACGCUCUCGCAUACCAACGUGAUCAAGUAUAUUGGGUUUAUUCGAAGUGAAGAAUACAUUAACAUUGUCUUGGAAUAUGCUGAAAAUGGAUCUUUAAUGUCAACAUUGAAAGCGUUUGGUGCAUUUCCUGAAAAGUUGGUUGCUUCUUUUUGUAUCAAGAUCCUAAAGGGUUUAGAAUAUUUGCAUGCAAAUGAUGUUGUCCAUUGUGAUCUAAAGGCAGCCAAUAUCCUCACCACCAAGACAGGAGAUGUUAAACUGACCGAUUUUGGUGUUUCUCUUAAUCUAAAGAUCAAAACAACAGAGAAUGAUACUGUUUCUGGAACUCCCAACUGGAUGGCUCCUGAAGUGAUUGAAUUAAAAGGUGCAACAACCAAAUCUGAUAUCUGGUCUCUUGGUUGUACAUUGAUCGAAUUAGUGACGGGUAAGCCACCCUAUAGCGACUUAUUGGCCAUGUCUGCCAUGUUUCGUAUCGUUGAGGAUGACUACCCUCCUUUACCUGAUCAUAUUUCUGAGGAUAUGCGUAACUUUCUAUUGCGCUGCUUUCAAAAGAAUCCAGAAGAGAGAGCAUCAAGUAAAGAAUUACAACAGCACGAAUGGAUCAUCAAGAAUUUGAAAACCAAACAAAAGAGUAUGUUUCUAUAUAGCUAGACAAAAGUGUAUUGACCCCAUGAGAGUAGAUGUCUUAAAUGGCAGUAAUGACACAAGCUCGUGUCACCCAACAGAGGAAACUCAAGCAAACAAAGCCGCCAGUGUAACUACUGCAUCAGAGCUUGAACAGUACUAUUCACUCAAUACAACAGCAAUGAUGCCAAUGUUGGAUAA